AACCUGUCAAAAGUGUCAAAUAAAUUGCUGGCUUGUCGUCUGUUAGUGUUGAUUAAUUUUUUUGUGAAUCAUCAAUUAAAUAAAUCUAUUCGAAAUGGAUGAUUUCGGUGAUAACUUUGUGCAACCUGAAGUAGAUCCAGCAGCAGAAUUUUUAGCUCGCGAACAAAAUACGCUAGCGGGACUUGAAGGCGAUUUGGAAACUAGCGCUCCGCCCCCUAUUGUCUCAUCUACAUCCGACACCAAUGGCAUGGUGGAUGACUUCGUAGAAGUCCCUAGUGCUGCAGCAUUUGAAGCGAAUGGAUUACUAGAUGAAGAUCCUGCACCAACUGUGUUUAGACAAGAGAGGGAAGAGCCAGAGAAGAUCAGAAUAUGGAGAGAGGAACAGAAAAAGCGGCUAGAAGAGAAAGAUGCUGAAGAGGAAAGAAAGAAGGAGGAAAUGCUGAAAGUGGCUAAAAAGGAGUUGGAAGACUGGUACAAAACCCACGAGGAGCAAAUAGCCAAAACUAAGGCGGCUAAUAGGAACGCUGAGCGAGCUUUGGCACGUGGUUCGGAAGGCAACGUGGAGGACGGGAACGAGUGGGCGCGAGUCGCCGAGUUGUGCGACUUCGGACCGAGGCGCGGGCGCGACGUCGCUCGUCUGAGAUCCAUCGUGUUGCAGCUGAAGCAGUCCGGAGUCCAACCUAAGCACCCACCGCGCACUACCAAAGUAGCAUAAAUGAAGACUUUGGAAGGCAGUCGUUUCUCAGCCAUUUGUGCAAUGUCUGAAGUUAAAUCAUAAAACAAAAGAUUAUAAAUAAGCAUAUAAAAAUAUAGCCUUGUUCAAUAUUGGAAUGUACCCGCUACAUCUAUGGAAAGUUAUUUAUUAAAUUGAUUAUUUUGUAUUUAAAUAUUGUUAAAUGCCUAUUAUUAAGACUAGUUCGAAUUUUUGUUUUGUAAUUUGAACAUAGUAUUACAAUAAAUAUCAUUCCAAAAUUUUA
Messenger RNA from Amyelois transitella, 977 nucleotides. It is a transcript of the gene Clc, whose product is annotated as clathrin light chain. The transcript is spliced from 5 exons. Gene Ontology annotation, biological process: clathrin coat assembly; clathrin-dependent endocytosis; intracellular protein transport. NCBI's taxonomy places the organism in Eukaryota, Metazoa, Arthropoda, Insecta, Lepidoptera, Pyralidae. Gene Ontology annotation, molecular function: structural molecule activity; clathrin heavy chain binding. Bases 95 to 715 code for a protein of 206 amino acids. Gene Ontology annotation, cellular component: clathrin coat of coated pit; postsynaptic endocytic zone cytoplasmic component; plasma membrane. The record is from RefSeq and is a predicted model, not a curated record.